AUGUCGGAUUUUAGAGACUCAGAGGCCUCUGAGGCAUCAGAAGAUGAGGGCAGUGAAUCAAAUUACCCGCACAAAAAGAAGGCUAACUUGUCAGUUUCCUCUGACAGCGAGGAAGAGGAGGAGAUCCCAGAUGAGGAUGAGAUAUGCCGAAAGGAGGGCAAAGGUUGGAUCGUAAACGACGACGAGGAGGAAGAGGAAGGGGUUUCUGAUUCCGAAGAAGGUAGCAAUGCCAGUGACAAGUCCCUAGAAGAGGAAGGGGGAGAUGAUGAUGAUGACGCGCUUGAUGAUGAAGACAUAGAACUUAUCAGAGAAAACGUUGGCAUCGAUAUCCAACGAAAGGUAAGUAGCAAUGUGCAUUAA
This is a messenger RNA of Dibothriocephalus latus, 360 nucleotides long. Lineage: Eukaryota; Metazoa; Platyhelminthes; Cestoda; Diphyllobothriidea; Diphyllobothriidae. The record is from the annotation of a GenBank genome assembly.